Molecule: messenger RNA, 2118 nt
Organism: Peronospora matthiolae
Lineage: Eukaryota; Oomycota; Peronosporomycetes; Peronosporales; Peronosporaceae
Source: the annotation of a GenBank genome assembly
AUGGAGGGCUGGCUCACCAAGCGCCGCGACCACAUGAACCUCAUAUGGCGGGACCGGUACUUCCUCUUGGACGGCAAUCAGCUGCGCUACUUCCGUAAACGGGGCGACUUGGCUCCUCGCGGGACGUACAUUCUGACGGACAAUUGUGUCGUGAGUCCCGUGUUUAACUCGGAGGAGAAGCACAAGCACCACGGACCUGUCUGGAUGUUCCGCAUCACGUUCUGUGCGGUCGGAGACGCUACUCCCAGCGGCAGUAGCGGCAUGGAAAGGUCGUACAAGAAGGACCGGUUCUUGGACCUUGGUGCCAAGAGUGAAGAGCACGCGAGGGAGUGGAAACGCGCUCUUGAGAACGCCGUGCGCUCGCUCCAGGAGCUCGUGGCGCAUCAGCGCAAACUCAAGACGGACGCCGAGAUCUUUCCAACGCCCACGCACGUCCCGAGGAUGCUCAAAACGGACGAAGAUACCGUGUCGCUGUUUAACUUGGACGCGGAUAAUGUCAAGGCCGAGCAGGCGUGGUGGCUCGCACGGGUGGAAGGGGGACUGCGGAUCAUGCAGGAGUGUCCGUUAGGGCCAAACGUGGCGGCGAAUUUGUACGCGCAGCACGCAGCAACGACGAACGGACUGAUCCUGAGCGCUCUGCUCGGUGCUGCACUGAGCUUCAGCAGCAUGUACUCGUUCGCGAACAACAUGCUGCUGAGUUUCCUGACUGCUCUUGGAGCGAUUGUCGUGUGCUGUGUCGCCGUGACGCCAACACAAGCGCCUGAGAUCCCGAGCUUCCGUGUCUCUCAAGUAGUGCACGGAUCGCCGACUGAAGUCUUUCGACUUAUUAUGAACUCGAAGCGAUUCCAGCGAUGGGAUGCAGCAACUGCGACGUUGCGUGUGGUACAGCAGCUGGAUAACAAUGCGGACAUUGUCUACGUGACACAACGUCCGACACGCUUGUGGCCGCUGUGGCAGAAAGCUCGUGAUCUUGUGUUCAUGCGCUACUGGCGACGCGAAGAAGAUGGAUCGUACUUUGUCAUGUAUCAGAGCAUUGACCACCCUGAAUGCCGCGUGCGUCACAACUACGUGCGAGCAGAUAUACUGGGUGGCGGUUUUGUGAUUGCGCCGCAACGCGUUCCCAGUGGAUCCAUUCGCACGCUCGUAACCUACGUGCUCCGGUACGACCCUGGCGGCUGGUCACGCAUUUACCAUCAACUCGGCAUGGAUGUGGACUUGGUCAUGCCCAUGUUGCGCAGCGUGAUUGGCAUUCGUGACGAAAUGAGCGCCACGGACUUUAUCACUCCUAACGUCUCAAUGGCGCCCGAUGGUGAGGACGAGGAAGCAGGUGCGGACCGGGACUCGGCUGUCACGCAGCGGACAAGCGUGGACUCGAUGGGUGUUGUCAUGGGUGUGCAGAAGCUGCCGACCACUAGUCUACCGGAGUCAAUGUGGGCCGAGCCCGACGCGUCGCUAUUCAGUGUGCGUGGACACAACUACUUGAAUGACAAGAAGAAGAUCCCAUCAGCGCCAGCGAUGUUCCACGUCGUGGGUGUGGACUUGCUGUCGUUCGAGAGCGCAGCUGAGCGAUACGAUAUUUCGUCUCGUGUCGACAGCAUUGGCCGCACCAGCCCCAAGUUUACGUUUGUCGUGAACAUGAUCAUCCCGGGUCCAGAAAACACGUGCAUGGUGUUCUACUUCCACCCUGCACGUGACAAUGUGUUCGAAGACGGCUCGCCAUUUUCCGAGCUACUGAACGACUUCUUCGAUGGCGACGACCAGUUUCGGAACUCGCGCUUCAAGCUCAUUCCUACUGUCGCAGAGGGCAGCUUUAUCAUCAAGCAGUCUGUUGGAUCCAAGCCGACACUGCUGGGCAAUAAGCUGAAGUGCCUGUAUUACCGUGGCGGGAACUACUUCGAGGUGGACAUCGACAUCUCGUCCAACUCGGUUGCCAAUACUGUCGUGGGAAUGGUACAAGGUGUAACCAAGUCGUUGGUGGUGGACAUGGCGUUCCUGCUCGAGGCUCAGUCCGAUGAAGAGCUGCCUGAAAUUAUCCUUGGUGCAGUUCGCUUGCAGCAUGUUUCUCUAGACAAUGCCCGUCGCGCGCCAAAGCUUUCGUCAUCGAACAUUGAGUCGUAA